This is a messenger RNA of Desarmillaria tabescens, 1647 nucleotides long. RefSeq names its product Low temperature viability protein-domain-containing protein. The record is from RefSeq and is a predicted model, not a curated record. Gene Ontology annotation, biological process: ribosomal small subunit biogenesis; ribosomal small subunit export from nucleus. Lineage: Eukaryota; Fungi; Basidiomycota; Agaricomycetes; Agaricales; Physalacriaceae. The transcript is spliced from 5 exons. Gene Ontology annotation, cellular component: nucleus; cytosol; preribosome, small subunit precursor. Bases 1 to 1647 code for a protein of 548 amino acids.
AUGGCGCCCAAGUCAAUAUUCCGUCAGCCAGGCGCAAAACAUUUCCAGCUUGUGCACAGAUCACAGCGGGACCCUCUCAUUCAUGAUCCUGAUGCUGCGCUUCAUGUUUUGAAGCCUGUCGUACGUGAAAACGACAAAAAGGGAAAGUCUAGAGCCGAGCUCGAGGCUCUUUUGUCUAUAGACGAUGCUCUUCCUGAAUCAAACACGAAGCCAGGGGACGCCGCGCUCUAUGGAAUCUACUACGAUGACACAGAAUACGACUACAUGCAACAUCUCCGAGAAGUUGGCGUACAAGAGGACGGUGUCGAUAGCAUCCUCAUUGAGGCACCUUCUUCUUCCAAAAAAUCUGGAAAACAAAAGAAACUCAGUGACGGAGCUGGUCUUUCUCUUAGAGAUUUGCCAGAAGGCGUUUUACCGUCCAAGUCUGAGCUACCUAGAACUUUUGAAUCCCAACAAGCCAUUCCCGACAGUAUAUCCGGCUUCCAGCCUGAUAUGGAUCCCCACUUACGCCAAGUUCUUGAGGCCUUGGAAGAUGACGCAUUUAUAGACGAUAACCUCGAAGAUGACUUCUUUGGACAGCUGGUGACAGAUGGCGAACGAGACGGUGACAAAGAAGUCAAUUAUCCCUUCUUCGAGGAUGGCGCUGUUGAAGGCUCGGAGGAGCAAGAGUCUUCCGGUUCCGGUCUUGGAUCUGGGAACGAAGAAGAUGAGGGCUGGGAGGCACGCUUCGCUCGAUUUAAAAAGUCACAGCAGAAUUCAUCGGUCGGCAAUAGCGACGAUGGGGAGGACGAAUCGGAUGGUGGAGACACCAUCGCCGGCCUUCCAACAAUAACUGUUAUUGGGGGCAAGAAGAGGCGGAAAGGUGGCAGCGAUGCUUCUGGGUACAGCAUGAGCAGCUCCAGCAUGUAUCGAAACGAAGCAUUACAAACUCUUGACGAGAGAUUUGAUCAGGUAAUGCUUAAACAGUACAGUGAAGACGAUGACGACCACGCGUCAAUGCCUGAUGAUUCCGAUUCUGAUGAGGCUCCGGAACUCAUCACGGCUCGCGAUGACUUUUCAUCUAUGAUGGACGAGUUUCUCAAUGACUACGAAAUACUGGGCAGGAAGAUGAGGCCCAAACUUGAAGGCGAUAGUGGGGCGGAGAAGCUGGAGACGUUGCGGAGAGCUAUGGGACAGGAUCAGCGCGUCAAGGAAUCCUAUAGUGAUGAUGAUGAUACCCUCGAGGAGGAUCUUUUCUUAGAGCUUGAGGAGAACAAGAAAGAUCGAUGGGAUUGCGAAACUAUACUCACAACCUACACCAACCUUGAAAACCAUCCACGUCUUAUCCGAGCUCGCGACACCAGGCUAACUCCAAAGAUAACGCUGGAUCCGAAAACCGGACUACCUUCCAUUGUCGAACCUAAGCGGGCCAAACUUCGAGCUCAAAGCCCCGAGCCCGAUUUGAAAAGAAUUCCUCGUCAAGCAACAGUUACACGACCGCGGAAUGAAUCGCCCGAGUCAAAAAAGGCUCGUAAAGCAGCAGUUAAGGCCAACCGCUCUGUGAGGCGUGCAGAAAAGAAGGCUACCAAGGAAGAGUUCGGCAGCGAGUUCAAAGCACAGGUAAAGAGUGUCACUACCGCCGGCGAAAAAGCCACGAGAAAACUAUGA